AUGAGUGUGGCGAGUGCGGCGCCGGAUGGCGCUAGUCCGCCGCCUCCGGAACCGCCACCUCGCGAUUACACAGACAUGUCGCUGGACUUCCGCCAUGACAUCGAUGAUCAACAGCAUCGUGGCGUUAUCGUUGCCAUCGACGACGCAAUUGGUGACAAGCUGACCGUUGACGGCGACGUGAAGAUUCGUGCCCGGAUAGAAGCAUGUCGUCAGGGGAUGAUGCAGUUGGACGCUUUGCGAUCGAAGCACAUGAAACUAAUGCAGGAAAUGCGCGGACGUUUGCCGACAAUUCCCGGAUGUGCUGAUGUUCAAGCGAGAAUCAAAAGAACUACUGCCAUAACGGAUCGGUCCUCAUUACAAAGUGUUGACAGCGGAGUGAGCUCAUUGGGACAGACUAUUCCAUCAACUCGAUGUUCGUCACCUUCCAUCAGUCAUCGUUCAUCGGUCAGCUGUGAUUCCGGAUGCAGUAGCGUUUAUAGUAACGAAGCGAGUCCCCGAACUAUGCCCUACUCUACAUACCGGAAAUUAUCAAUCGAACAAAAGGAGGCACCGCCUCAACCGAUAAACGAAAUACCUCUGCAGACACCAACGAUACCGAUAGUGGCCACCACUAUCGCUUCCACCACCAGCCUCCGAUCCGACAGAGUAGCACGUGCAUGGCGUAAACAGCAACAACAACGACCUCGUAGUAUGUUUGAGUGUACACAGGAGAAGAGUCCUUGUCGUGACUCGAUGAUCGAUACCGCCUCCUUCAUGCAAAUCACACCUCCACCAGUACAUCGAAAAAUGGGUAUGGCUGGGCAGCCUCCUCGUUCACCGUUGGCGCCAAUUCGAUUGGCGGUGAACGUUUCGCCACAAUCCACGCGUCUGCUAAGAACAGUUCAGCGGCCCGAUAUCACAAAACCUGUCAAAGUUGAGAAUGCUGACAUGCUGUUCCGUGCGAGCCGGAUUUUUGUGGAUCGUAGUCCACCACAAGAUCGUCGCCAUUGCGCGCCAUCACGAAGUCCACGUGUUGAGAAGAAAAUUCGUCCGAAAAGUAUGUUCGAACAGGCCGAUGAGCCAUUGUAUGCGACACCAGUAAGAGUAACAAACAGGGAAUUCCGCGCCGCUGUCGUCAACUCACCCAUGGUCGUUCGAAGAACGGCAUUUAUGCCUGUGGUAUCAAGGUUUACUGUGAGCACUGGCGGCGAUCAACUUCGCGCACAUAAAACGCGCCCCAUGGAGAGGAAUUGGCGUGAAUCAGAGGGACUAUGA
Messenger RNA from Necator americanus (New World hookworm), 1254 nucleotides. RefSeq lists its product as uncharacterized. The transcript has 10 exons. The coding region runs from base 1 to 1254 and encodes 417 amino acids. The record is from RefSeq and is a predicted model, not a curated record. Lineage: Eukaryota; Metazoa; Nematoda; Chromadorea; Rhabditida; Ancylostomatidae.